AGCAUUUUAUUAGAAGUAGAAAAAAUUCCAAAAGCAACAGAAGUAGAGAGAUUUGGAAAAACCUAAUCGAGCAAUGUCAGACCCUUACGAGAGAGUGAAUGGUGGAAGAUUGGCGUUCAAAGGAGGAGAUCUAGCGACAAGGAAAUCGAUCGAAAAGAAGAAGAAGAAGAAGCAGAAGAAGAACAAAGAAAAGCUCGACGGUGUUGAGGAUGGAGCGAAGACAGCUCCUGACGGUUCACCCCCUCCCGCCGCUGCCGCUGGAGAUGAAGAUAUAUACUCAAUUGAUGCGGCGAAGAAGAAGAAGUACGAUGACCUAUUUCCUGUGGAGGCGAAGAAGUUCGGUUACAUUCCGAAAGCAAAUUUCGAAUCCAGGGAAGAUGCUCUUGACGAUCGCGUCAAGAAGAAAGCUGAUCGCUACUGUAAAUAAACUCUUCUUGUUUGUUUGUUUGGAUACCCAAAAUUUGCAGUUCUAGUAACACUUAAAUCUGGUGUAUUUGUUGCUUUUAGAGGAUUAAUUAUGCAACAAAGUAUCGAAUAUGAAAUCACUUGAAAAGUUUUUUCAAGGAUUAUAGAAGUUAUAGAAGCGCAGAAACUCAGGUUAAUAAGAAUGUGUUUCAAUGAAUGCAGCUAAAGAAGUAGUUCAUUAUGGUGUGAAAUCUUA
Molecule: messenger RNA, 661 nt
Organism: Arabidopsis thaliana (thale cress)
Lineage: Eukaryota; Viridiplantae; Streptophyta; Magnoliopsida; Brassicales; Brassicaceae
Exons: 1
Coding region: 74-427 (117 amino acids)
Source: RefSeq, marked reviewed